AUGUCCGCUUACACACUUCAACGUGCGAUACUCUCCUUUUACCAAGAAAAUGGUUUGUUUCCAUCGGGUCUGUCUGCCCGUCUUCCUGCUGUUCAAGAUUGGGCGCUCAAAAAUGGAGUCAUCGUCAAGAAGCUGGUCUCACGAAUGCGUCGGCUCAUGAAGAGGUCCACAGGUGCCAAGAACAAGGUUUUAGCUAAGAUGAAGGCCAAGCUUGUGAAGAUUGGCUGGCCCAAGAGAAAGGAACUUUGGGCACUUCUUCCCUACACAGGUCUGUCUGAUUUGUCCACGGUAGCUUCUUCUUCGGGCCUGGGCUCGGGAACGGGUUCGUCAAGCCUUUCGGACGAGAAGAUGCACAGGGUAAUGGACCAACUCAAAGCUUUGAAGAUUGCCUUUGAGUCCAAAGGCAAUCCAGAGGCGACCGACAGUGGACCUGUGGACAAGACCUCACCAGUUGAAAAGGUUGCUACGGUUGCACCAGUGGUGGGUAAAGGAUCACAUGUGGAACCGGUGCCUGGUACAACCCCACGUGAGCGGGUUUCUGAGGUUUUGAAAAGGGCCAAGGAAAGGCGAUUGCGUGAAGAGCAACGUCGAGUUGAGAAGACCCAUACUGCGGCUGCCACCUUGGCCCAUUCCAAAACUGGUGGUGACACUUCAGCCAAAGUGCCGGAUCAUGUCUGCGAGGAUGAGGGUGAAGAGAAUCCCAAGACCACAAAACUUACCAUGAAGAUUUCUGGGGACACGUCUUCGAAGAAGCGUGGAACAUCAUCGGAUUGGAACUAUGGUGAGAUUCGAAAGGAUGGCCUGAAGGGAGCGGCGAUCGAUAUUGAUCACAAUCCACGGAUCUUUGAUUUGACGACAUCGGCUGGGUUUGUGAUUCUUGCCAGCACUGGGGCAGUACCAUUGAUUGCUGUAAAUGAGAUCUUGAGGCAUUACCCUCCAGAGUUUGCAAAGUUCGUGUCCAAGAUUGCCCAGGAACAACGGCAUGUCCCUUUGCCACCACCUCCAAAUCCGCCACAAUUGGAUCCUUCGCUUACUGAUUUGGAGCUGUUCCGAAAGCACUGCCUGCCAAUCCAAAGAGGCGGAUCUACUGCCAGCUGUGAAGUAUCUGGCGCGAUGCAAACACAUGACAGUUCCACCUGGAUGGGACCAGCUCCUCGAGGAACUAUCCCUACGAAAUGCUGCUGCCUGAUCGUUUUGGGGACAUACUUAGAUUCGAAUAUAGCUUCCCUUUGA
Molecule: messenger RNA, 1233 nt
Organism: Durusdinium trenchii
Lineage: Eukaryota; Dinophyceae; Suessiales; Symbiodiniaceae
Source: the annotation of a GenBank genome assembly